Molecule: messenger RNA, 1999 nt
Organism: Scatophagus argus
Lineage: Eukaryota; Metazoa; Chordata; Actinopteri; Scatophagidae
Gene: cav3
Product: caveolin 3
Exons: 2
Coding region: 155-613 (152 amino acids)
Biological process (GO): caveola assembly; regulation of membrane potential
Cellular component (GO): caveola
Molecular function (GO): molecular adaptor activity; connexin binding; transmembrane transporter binding
Source: RefSeq, a predicted model, not a curated record
CCAUUUUUACCAGGACGUCUGCAGCAGCUGUCCACUGGCAUGCCACAGGGAGCGUCACAGUGGUGAUACAGGGAUUCAUAAGUGAAUUGAGGUGUUCGAUCCAGGAAGGUUUGCUCUCACCAUCUCCGGCCCAUCCAGGACCUGCAGCCCCACCAUGGCGGAUCAGUACCAGUACAACGCCAAUGAGGAGAAGAUUGUGAAGGACAGCCACACCAAGGAGAUCGAUUUAAUUAACAGAGACCCCAAGCAGAUCAAUGAUGACGUGGUGAAGGUGGAAUUUGAGGAUGUCAUUGCAGAGCCUGAUGGCACACACAGCCUUGAUGGAGUGUGGAAGCUCAGCUACACCACCUUCACUGUGUCCAAGUACUGGUGCUACCGCAUCUUGUCUGCAAUCUUCGGCAUCCCCGUUGCUCUGCUUUGGGGCUUCCUGUUUGCAUGCAUCUCCUUCUGCCAUAUCUGGGCUGUGGUUCCCUGCAUCAAGAGCUGUGUGAUCGAGUCGCAGUGCAUCAGCCGCAUCUACUCCCUCUGCAUUCAGACCUUCUGCGAUCCUUUCUUUGAGGCCCUGGGCAAGAUCUUCAGUAGUGUGCGUGUUGCACUGCGCAAAGAGGUCUAAGUACUCACACAGUAGUGUUAAUAGUAUGACCGGAUGAAGUGCUGUAUCUUUAUAUACACCAGAAGAUCAGUCCUGGCAUCUUGCUUGUUCCCUGAUACUCCUCCUCCUCCUUUCAUCACAUGCUGUUCCCCACCCUCCCACCCACACUCCUCUCCGCUCUGACUCCUAACAUGCGAGGUGUGCCUUUUGCCACCAGAAGCUCUGUGACAGCUGCAGCAGGCAGCAUGGUUCUCUGACAGUACUGGCACUCCCAGAGGGCUCAGUGCUCCUCACUGAGGGAGAAAUGGGCCGUCUGCCAUGAAGAGGAUCCGUCUGCCCUCAUUUAUUUGUAUCGCGAAAAGCAACUCAUUCACAACAAUUGAAAUCAACUCCCCAACGCUGCUGCACCCAUGGACAAUGCUGCCUGUAUGCAUUACAUAUGGCCUUUGUUAAAACUUAUUUUGUUCCUGUAUGCUACUGUGUGUGGUAUCGUUUGACUUUAUAUUGACUGAAUUGAAUUUGACAGUCAGAGAUGUAACCUUACUCGAAAAGCUUUAACUGAAAGAAAGGAACUGAAAAUGUUUUCUCUAUGUAAUUAGUGUUGUCUGAUUUCAUUAGGUUUUCAAAAAGAAUGUAUUCUGAUAGAUUUCCCUGGUAAUUUGUUAUAACUCCGCAGUGGCUAAUGGAGGAUGGCAGAUUUAAGAAAUAUGUUUGAAACCAACUAGCAGAAAAUCUAUUUCCUUUUAUCAAAGUGUAACAACUGAAAUAUUAAACUUACUUGCUUGCAUAUUUCAGUCAAGUAUGCGUAAACAAAUAUGGACCUAACUACUGAUGCAGCAAAUCAAAAACCUCUCUAUGAGACCAAUUAUUUUGAUUAUGUAGAAAAGUACCUUUGCUGAUUGUGUAUCUGCAGUGUAGAAAGGCAAAUUAUACGUGGGCUGAAACUAAUGUGCACACUUUACAACUGAUAAAACCGUCCUGAUAAUAAGUCUACUGCACCACACUGGUUCGGUGCCUGAUUGAAAGUAUUAAAAUGUGUACUGAUUCAAAUCAUUCAGAGAGACUUAAGAAAUACAUUUUUUUAAGAUUUCUCAAACAUCUUACCGUGUUUCAGUGACUUCUUUAAUGAACUUCAUCUUCAUAUGCUUCUCUCCGGUGAUGAUUCACUGUCACCACACCCAUCUCUGUGUUUCUUUCUGACUGAUUCUUUCCUUUGUUGUGCUUAGAGUUAGAGUUUAUAUGAGCAAAGAUAUCACACUUUGUUGAAGCUUUUUUUUUUUUUUUUGAUUAAUGAAUUGUAACAAUCAGUGCAAGGGAUUUAUUAGGCAAUCUUUGGAGGGACAGUCAAUAUGUUCAGUACAUAAACAUGUUUGGUAUAAUCCAAAUACAACAAAUCCUUUACAAAUA